Molecule: messenger RNA, 454 nt
Organism: Lactuca sativa (garden lettuce)
Lineage: Eukaryota; Viridiplantae; Streptophyta; Magnoliopsida; Asterales; Asteraceae
Source: RefSeq, a predicted model, not a curated record
ACUGAUAAUACGCUCUCAAUCUUAUCUCAACUAUCACUCUAUUAGCGUAUUAUUUAUAGCUGUGUGUUUGAUCGAUCAGAUCAGAUAUCAGAUGGCAGAUUGGGGCCCGGUUUUUGUAUCGGUUUUGUUGUUUGCAUUGUUAUCGCCGGGAUUGUUGUUUCAGUUGCCGGGACGUGGUCGUUGUGUUGAGUUUUGCUGUUUUCAGACAAGUGGUGUCGCCAUACUCGUUCACACCAUUCUCUACUUUUCUAUCAUUUGUCUUUUCACCUUUGCCAUCCAAGUUCAUCUUUAUCUUGGCUAAAGCUCUAAACUCAUCGAUCGUUUUGCCUACUUUCUUUUUUAUGGUACGUGGACUUGUUUGUUGUACAUUUUUUUUAAGGUUGAGUGGACCUGUACUUUUUUACUUUUGAAUAAUUGUAUAUCUAUCCUAAUAAAUGAAAAUGUUUUUGCCAAA